AUGCAAGAGAUACUGACUUCACAGGGAAAAUUAUUAGAUCCAUCUGAACUAGCAAUUGCUUUCGCAAUAAUCAAGCAUAGGGCCCCUUCUCUUUGGAAAAGGCUCACUUUAAUUUUUGAUGGACUGGGAGAGACCUCGUUCCUAUCUGGUAAAUCUGUGCUAUCCCAAAGUGUUGAACGCUCGGCGGCUAAGAAGCGCACCAGAAAAAACAUAUCGUUAGCCUCCGUGGACCGAUAUCUGUACAGGUACAUCAUGAACGGAAACCAUUACCAUUUAGAGCCUGUUUCAACGUUUCUAAAUGUGAAUCGCUAUAAGCUUGAGCAUUUGUCAAAUAAUAUUGAGAUUAUAAAAGCUUUGGGCGCCGACUUGCAGGAGGCUGAAGUUACUAGGUGGCUUCUGCCCAACUAUCGCAUUCUGAAAUGGCUAUUUUCAAUAAAUUCAGAUGACCGAAAUAGGCGCCGCACGGCAAAUCAUGUUGCCAACACUUUUCAGCUUAUUUUGGUGUCCUAUUAUUCCUUUACUGCCGAUGAUAAGAAAUCGGUACAGGGGAUAUGCCAAGGGCUAAUCUACAAGUUUAUUAGAGAUGAAUUGAUUGGUUUUGACACUUCAAAUGUUAGAGUUGUGAAGCUUUUACGCGAUUACACAGAAUCUGAAUCAGUUGAGGUCAAUAUUGUGUCGUUAACAUCCCUGUGCAGAGGACACCUCAAGUUACUAGCAUUCACCAUUAGGCUGAUGCUCCAGAAUGAAAGAUUCGAGGUAGUUACAGGUAUUAUUGGAUUUAUCUUGAAGCUCUUAGAGACUUUGGUUAUUUGCCUUGUAAAAUUAAGAGAUCCUUCUGUUAUAGUCCAAGACAGGGGUAAGGCAUACCAGGAUAUGUACAAGGAGCGGUCAACAAAAAUAAGCUACAAGAUGGUCUUAGAAGUUCUAGAAGCAUCACAUUCACUCGGGAUACAGAAAGCCACUCAAAGGAUUGAAAUCGCCUUGAGCUUUUUGAUGGACCUGGUAGUCACUUUGAACUUAGAUCCGCAAACUGACGACACUCAGAAUUUUGUUGAUACAUUUCGAGAGUUUAGGCCAUACCUUGUCAGCGAGUUUUUAAUGCUCAAUGAUUCAAGACUCACGGCUAAAUUUCUCCGAAUUUCAUGGCCUGACCACAACGAUCAAAGAGUCUAUACCUCCAGAUGA
Messenger RNA from Lachancea nothofagi CBS 11611, 1185 nucleotides. NCBI's taxonomy places the organism in Eukaryota, Fungi, Ascomycota, Saccharomycetes, Saccharomycetales, Saccharomycetaceae. The record is from the annotation of a GenBank genome assembly.